Molecule: messenger RNA, 975 nt
Organism: Pararge aegeria (speckled wood butterfly)
Lineage: Eukaryota; Metazoa; Arthropoda; Insecta; Lepidoptera; Nymphalidae
Exons: 1
Coding region: 1-975 (324 amino acids)
Biological process (GO): DNA integration
Molecular function (GO): nucleic acid binding
Source: RefSeq, a predicted model, not a curated record
AUGAAAACAAGACUGAGAACUAAAGUCUGGUGGCCAAAAUGCGACAAGGACGCGGAGAACUUUUGUAAGGCAUGCAAAGGUUGUGUUCUUGUUUCCGCUCCUAAUCCUCCUAAUCCUUUAAAGAGAAGAGAGCUACCUUCAGAUUCUUGGGUUGAUACUGCUAUUGACCUGAUGGGACCAUUACCUAGUAAUGAUUAUAUUCUGGUAAUAGUAGAUUACUACUCCAGAUACAAAGAAGUAAAAAUAUGUCGGACGAUAACAAGCUUAGAAAUAAUCAGCCAACUGAAAGAUGUUUUCAGUAGGCUAGGCAACCCAGUAUCAAUCACGGCAGACAACGGACGUCAAUUCACUAGUGAAGAGUUCAAACUAUUUUGUUUAGAAAGAAACAUAAAGUUAUACAACACCAUACCCUACUGGCCCCAACAGAAUGGGGAAGUAGAGCGGCAGAAUAGAGAUAUUUUGAAACGCCUCAAAAUCUGUCAGGUUGAGAAGAAGAAUUGGAAGGAAGCUUUGCGAGAGUAUAUGGUUAUGUACAACAGCACACCUCACACAGUGACGGGCAAAACUCCUUCGGAAUUAUUCUUUCGGCGACAGUUUAGAGAUAAACUACCAAUGCUACAAGACAUGACCUACAACUCUGAAGAUUUGGAAAUGAAAGAUAGAGAUAAAGAGCAAAAGGAAAAAGGGAAGGAGUACGCGGAUAGGAAGAGACGAGCAGUGAAUGGUGAUUUGGACAUAGGUGAAAAGGUCUAUCUAAGGAAUAUAAGUAAAAGUAACAAAUUGAGUUUAAAUUAUGAACCAACAAGUCACACUGUCGAGUCGAACAAAAAUGGAGAUGUGGAAGUUCGCAAUGAUACAACGGGCCAAGUGGUAAGGCGAAAUAUUUUACAUUUAAAACGAGUGGAAGGACAGUGGAAGGCAGUUGAGACAAGUGACACGGAUAAAAUGGGUAGUACCGAAAUCGAUUCUGAGUAA